AUGGAGAGUUACAAAUGCAAACUUUGCACAAGAUCAUUCACCAGUGGCAGAGCACUGGGUGGCCACAUGAAAGCUCAUUUCGCCACCCUCCCUCACCACCACCGUACUCCUCCCUCUUCUUCUACCUUACUCUCAUUUUCUUCUUCUCAUGAAAAUUCAGAUGAGAAAAGUGUAACCAAUCUUUCAGAGUACAUUGUUCAUGACAGAGAGAGUGAAACCGAGUCAAAGAACCCCGCUCAGAAACGAUCCAACAGUAACCGAAACCGAAACUCAGAACAAAAGAAGCUUAAACAGAGGUUAAUAGAUUCGCAUUUUCAUUCACAUUCACCGGUUAGUUCGAUUUCUGAAACCUCUCCGGAAAAAGAACUCGCUAAAACUCUCAUGAUGCUAUCAAGAGAUAAAUGGAAGAUGAAUGUUUUUGUCAAAGAAGACUCACAAUCCCAAUCACACGAAGUUGAAGAGAUCGAGUUCAGAAAGAAUAGUAGGAAGCAUAAAUGUGACGAAUGUGGACAGAACUUUCGAAGUUCAACUGCAUUGAAAAGUCACAGAAACAUUUGUCUUCAAAAUGAAGUUGCAACAACCCGUAAUGAUCAUAAAAUAUUCAAAUGUUUGGUUUGUUCUAAGGUUUUUGGCUCCGGUCAAGCAUUAGGUGGUCACAAGAAAUCUCACCUUCAUCCAUCUUCGAAGAAAAAACUCUGUUUCAUCGAUCUCAACUUGCCACCAUUGCUACAAGAAAAUGAUGCUCGCGAUCAAUGUGUUUUUUAUGAGUAA
Messenger RNA from Lathyrus sativus (Indian pea), 771 nucleotides. The record is from the annotation of a GenBank genome assembly. NCBI's taxonomy places the organism in Eukaryota, Viridiplantae, Streptophyta, Magnoliopsida, Fabales, Fabaceae.